AUGCUGCUGACAUCGUCUUCAACAUCACGUGCGAUCUUUGCUGCCAUCGUCAAAAACAUCAGCUAUGCAACAUCCCAAACACCAUCAGGACAUGGAUCAUCUUCUUUCCAUGUCGCACCACUACAUCUUAUGGACGCCCCUUCCAUUAACAUAGAUGAGGAUGAUUUCUUUUCCCAUCAUACUAGUGAACAUUUUACUCAACCGCCACCUUCUGCUGCUUCACCUUCUGCUGCUUCACCUUCUGCUGAUUCACCUUCUGCUGCUUCACUUUCUGGUAACCCCAACAAAAGGGCUAAACACUCAACUCCUAGACCUCAAGCUUCUAGUGCCUCACCUGAUCUACCUUCUUGUGCCUCACCUAAAUCUUCUAUUACUGUUGAUGAUUUAGCACUAGAGAUGCAAAAAGCUCUACGCCAUUUGACUCAAGGGCCAAUAAUUCCCUAA
Lactuca sativa (garden lettuce) is the source of this 444-nucleotide messenger RNA. Lineage: Eukaryota; Viridiplantae; Streptophyta; Magnoliopsida; Asterales; Asteraceae. The record is from RefSeq and is a predicted model, not a curated record.